AUGGCGAAACUUCCACCACUUAAUUAUUUCAUGGAAAAAGAAGCUGCAGACGUGGCUAUAAAACACUUUAAUCUUAUUCUUCAAGAAGCAUUGAAGGAGUACACAAAUGUAUGGGCCAGGUACUUAAAUUUUGUAAAUCAGUACCAAGAAGAUAAUUCUAGAUCAUUGUCCGAAGAAAAGACUCGGAUAGAAAGACAAAAGGAUGAAAAUAAUAAAUCUUCGAGAAGCAUAUAUCUUGAAGAACCACAUACAACAAAUUCAGCUUAUUCAAUAGAGAAUACUUUACAAGGAUGUACUUUGGAUUUUGAUUCUAAUAUAGAAUCAUUGAAUGAUAAAAAUACAUUUCAAAAUGUAAGUCCUAUACCAGAGAGAAACAAUUCAAAUUUUAGAAAUAUCAAUUCUAAUAGAAAUAUUUUUAUGGAUAAUUCUUCUGAAGAUACGUGUACAAUAAAUAAUUUAAGAAACGACAAUGAACAGGGGAUAUCUGAUAAAACAAAUUCUACAGUUACUAAAGAUUCUACGAGUAAUGUUCCUUCAAUAUUUUUAUGUAGUACUUCGACCAAAGGUACAAAAUGGAAUAAAACGAAGAAUGAGAAAGCAAUGAAAACACCUUUGCAAGUUAUAAAUAAUGUGAACUUGACACCAAAGAAUAAUACUCUAAUAGAUAAGAGUAAUAAUACUAAAUUAAAUACGAUACCAUACGACAUUCAAGUUACCCUCACGCCAAGUAACAAAAAAUUCAAACAAACCAAAUUAGUAUUUCAUAAGAUCAAGAAAACGAUGGAGUUAUCAAAUAAUUUAAAAUCAACUGAUACUCCUACGUUAACAAAGACUGAUAUAACAGGUACAGAGAAAAAGAAAACAAAUAAUGAACAUGAUGAUAAUACUUAUAAUCAAACCGAAAAAGUUGAAAACGCAAUAGAACAAUAUGAAAAUAAUAUAAAUCUUGAUCAAACUAUUGAUAGUUGUAAUAUUGAUAGAACUUCUUCGCCUUUAGCAAGAUUUGAGACUGAAUCUAAAUAUAAGAAUCAGAAUAUGAAAAAGAGACAAACCAAGAUGUUAAAAACGAAGGAAAAUGUAAUAAAAAUCAUCGAUCUAGAUGAACCAGAAGAAAAGAGAAUUUAA
This is a messenger RNA of Vespula pensylvanica (western yellowjacket), 1125 nucleotides long. Its product is annotated as probable serine/threonine-protein kinase DDB_G0288147. The coding region runs from base 1 to 1125 and encodes 374 amino acids. Lineage: Eukaryota; Metazoa; Arthropoda; Insecta; Hymenoptera; Vespidae. The record is from RefSeq and is a predicted model, not a curated record. The transcript is spliced from 3 exons.